Rotaria sp. Silwood1 is the source of this 567-nucleotide messenger RNA. Lineage: Eukaryota; Metazoa; Rotifera; Eurotatoria; Philodinida; Philodinidae. The record is from the annotation of a GenBank genome assembly.
AUGGCAACUGCAAACAAAGAGGAAAUUUCACCUGAUUGUAUUCCAGAAUUACCUAGGAUAGAUCCAAUCGAUCUUCAGUGUAUGAUAUGUCUUGAUGUUCUGAGAGAGCCAAUAGCUUGCCAAACAUGCGAGACUUCAUUCUGUUCGACGUGCAUCACUAAAUGGCUUAGUGAAAAUAAUAAUAAAUGUCCACUAAGAUGCAGCUCAUUCGUCCAACGACCAUGUCCUGCAUUCAUUAUUGAACAGCUCGCAACGAACAAGAAAAUGUGUGUUUAUCAGCCACAUGGUUGUAAUGAGGUCAGUGAUAUUCUAUUGCUAUUUUUUCGUUCCAGCUGAUAAACGUUCAGAGUGCGUCUUCGACAUCUUGUUUCAGCAUUUCAGCAUCGUUUCAGUACUUCUGAUGCUUGAAUAAUGCUGAUACAAGUGGGUGAGGGGAGCGAGACUCCAGGAGUACUUGUACUUUAAUGUACUCCACUCGUACUCGCGGAGUACACUGUAAAAAAAAAGAUAUUUUACCAAGCCCUCCAAAAAGGUUUCGUAGGUGUCUAAAAGCUUCCAAAUGCGUCC